This is a messenger RNA of Manis javanica (Malayan pangolin), 7605 nucleotides long. It is a transcript of the gene RAI1, whose product is annotated as retinoic acid induced 1. Gene Ontology annotation, cellular component: nucleus. The record is from RefSeq and is a predicted model, not a curated record. Gene Ontology annotation, biological process: circadian regulation of gene expression; regulation of transcription by RNA polymerase II. Lineage: Eukaryota; Metazoa; Chordata; Mammalia; Pholidota; Manidae.
GCGCGUCGUUCGCCCGCCCGCCCGCUCGCUCUUCCUGUGCGGAGGAGAUCGCAUUUCCCCGCGGCAUCCGCGGACACCAGGCUGGCCCGGCCGGUGCGCGGCCAGGGCCUGGUCCCCGCGCCGCCGGCUCCCCGCGCCCCCGGGCGACGCCCCCGCCCGCGGCUGGGCUCGGAGAGUCGAGUUGGAGAGCGAGACAGCGGCGAGGGCGCGAGGCGAGCGGAGCAGGCCGACCUGCGCGGCCCGAGCGCCGGCGCGAGGAGGGGGCCACACGGCCCGCCCUCCUUCCUGCCUGGCCGCGGGCCGGCCGGGCCGGCGCGCCCUGACCCCCAUGGCCAGCCGAGCCUCCGGGCCGCGAAGUCGCAGCGCCAGACGCAGGGUCCCCGAGUGAGCGCGGGCGCCGAGGAUCUCAUCUGGCCGCCGCGUUCUGGACGAGGCGAAGGGGGAGAGCGCGCGAAAGAGGAAGAGGGACGGCGCGGGGAAAGGGAGACGGCGAGACGCGCAGCGCUGGCGCCCGGGUGACCCGGGAGGAGCCCGCAGAUAACCAGCCCAAGUCAUGCAGUCUUUUCGAGAAAGGUGUGGUUUCCAUGGCAAACAGCAGAACUACCAGCAGACCUCACAGGAGACAUCUCGCCUGGAGAAUUACAGGCAGCCAAGCCAGGCGGGGCUGAGCUGCGACCGGCAGCGGCUGCUGGCCAAGGACUAUUAUAACCCACAGCCCUACCCUGGCUAUGAGGGCGGAGCCUCGCCUGCCAGCACGGCCCGAGGUGGCAAAGGCCUGCUCUCACAGCAGGCCCUGCAGGGGAGGCCAGCCUUCUCCGGCUACAGCGUCCAGGACAGCAGCCCUUACCCAGGCCGGUACUCAGGCGAGGAGGGCCUGCAGGCCUGGGGUGCCCCCCAGCAACCCCCACCCCAGCCCCAGCCCCUGCCAGCGGGCGUGGGCAAAUAUGAUGAGAACUUGAUGAAAAAGACAGCAGUGCCCCCUGGCAGGCAGUACCCAGAGCAGGGCGCCCAGCUGCCCUUUCGGACUCACUCCCUGCACGUCCAGCAGCAGCUGGCACAGCCCCAGCAGCCCCUGGCAUACCCCAAACUCCAAAGGCAGAAACUGCAGAACGACAUAGCCUCGCCUCUGCCCUUCCCUGCGAGCGGCCACUUCCCCCAGCACUCCCAGUCCUUCCCCACCUCUUCCACCUAUUCGUCCCCUGGCCAGGGUGGGCAGGGGGCCCACUCCUAUAAAAGCUGCACCGCACCAUCCACCCAGCCCCACGACAGGCCGCUGACUGCCAGUGCCAGCCUGGCCCCAGGGCAGCGGGUCCAGAACAUCCAUGCCUAUCAGUCUGGCCGCCUCAGCUACGACCAGCAGAAGCAGCAGCAGGUACUUCAGAGCCGGCACCAUGCCCAGGAAACCCUCCAUUACCAAAACCUUGCCAAGUACCAACACUAUGGGCAGCAAGGCCCUGGCUACUGCCAGCCAGACGGGGCUGUCAGGACGCCGGAACAGUACUAUCAGACCUUCAGCCCCAGCUCCAGCCACUCACCUGCACGCUCUGUGGGCCGCUCCCCUUCCUACAGCUCCACCCCAUCGCCACUGAUGCCCAACCUGGAGAACUUCCCCUACAACCAGCAGCCGCUCAGCACCGGGGCCUUCCCUGCUGCCAUCACUGACCACAGCCACUUCAUGCCCCUGCUCAACCCCUCCCCAACAGAUGCCACCAGCUCCGUGGACACCCAGGCCGGCAACUGCAAGCCACUGCCCAAGGAUAAGCUCCCGGAGAACCUGCUGUCAGACCUCAGUCUGCAGAGCCUCACGGCCCUGACCUCCCAGGUGGAGAACAUCUCCAACACAGUCCAGCAGCUGCUGAUCUCCAAGGCUGCUGUGCCGCAGAAGAAGGGAGUUAAGACCCUGGUGUCUAGGACCCCAGAGCAGCACAAAAGCCAGCACUGCAGCCCCGAGGGCAGUGGCUAUUCGGCUGAGCCGGCAGGCACGCCACUGUCAGAGCCACUGAGCAGUACGCCGCAGUCCACCCAUGCCGAGCCGCCAGAGGCCGACUACCUGAGUGGCUCCGAGGACCCACUGGAGCGCAGCUUCCUCUACUGCAGCCAGGCCCGCAGCAGCCCUGCCAGAGUCAACAGCAACUCGAAAGCCAAGCCUGAGUCCGUGUCGACCUGCUCUGUGACCUCGCCGGACGACAUGUCCACCAAGUCUGAUGACUCCUUCCAGAGCCUGCACAGCAGCCUGCCACUUGAUAGCUUCUCCAAGUUUGUGGCCGGAGAGCGGGACUGCCCGCGGCUGCUGCUCAGUGCCCUGGCACAGGAGGACCUAGCCUCUGAGAUCCUGGGGCUGCAGGAGGCCAUUGGUGAGAAGACUGACAAGGCCUGGGCUGAGGCGUCUAGCCUGGCCAAGGAUGCCAGCAAGCCGCCCUUCUCACUAGAGAACCAUAGUGCCUGCCUGGACUCUGUUGGCGAUAACGCAUGGCCGCGGCCAGGGGAGCCAGAAGCCCUGCCCCAGUCCUUGCAGCUGGACAAGGGUGGCAACGCCAAGGACUUCAGCCCGGGGCUGUUUGAAGACCCUUCCGUGGGCUUUGCAACCCCUGACCCCAAAAAGACAACUGGUCCCCUCUCCUUUAGUACCAAGUCCACCCUCGAGGCUGCCACCUCAGACCCCUCCGUGGCAGCUUUUGACUGUUUCCCGGACACGACCACUGCUGGCUCAGCAGACAGUGCCAACCCCUUUGCCUGGCCCGAGGAAAACCUGGGGGAUGCUUGUCCUCGGUGGGGGCUUCACCCUGGUGAGCUCACCAAGGGCCUGGAGCAGGGCGGGAAGGCCUCCGAUGGCACUGGCCAGGAGAAUGCCCACGAGGCCGUGGCCUGCCUGGGUUUCCAGGAGGAGGAGCCCCCUGGGGAGAAGGCUGCUGUGCCCCGGGACUCCAAGCAGGAGGAGGCGGGUGGGGUGAAGGAGGAGGUGGGUGGGCUGCUGCAGUGCCCUGAGGUGGGCAAGGCCGACCGGUGGCUGGAGGACAGCCGGCACUGCUGCUCGGCCGCGGACUUUGGGGACCUCCCUCUGCUGCCGCCCACGGGCAGGAAGGAGGACCUGGAGGCAGAGGAGGAAUACUCCUCCCUGUGUGAGCUCCUGGGCAGCCCUGAGCAGAGGCCCAGCAUGCAGGACCCACUGUCACCAAAGGCCCCACUGCUGUGCACUAAGGAGGAGGUGGAGGAGGUGUUGGAUGCCAAGUCUGGCUGGGACUCCCCGUGCCACCUCUCUGGGGAGUCUGUCAUCUUGCUGGGCCCCACAGUCGGUGCUGAGUCGAAGGUCCAGAGCUGGUUUGAAUCUUCCCUGUCCCACAUGAAGCCAGGUGAAGAAGGGCCCGAGGGUGGUUCCACCACCCUGGCCCCAGACACCUCCCUGGCCCAGAAGCCAAACAAGCCCGCUGUGCCUGAGGUGCCCAUCGCUAAGAAAGAGCCUGUGCCACGUGGCAAAAGUUUACGGAGCCGGCGGGUGCACCGGGGGCUGCCUGAGUCCGAGGACUCCCCGUGCAGGGCCCCAGCACUGCCCAAAGACCUCCUGCUCCCUGAAUCCUGCACAGGUGCCCCCCAGGGACAGAUGGAAGGGGCAGGGGCCCCAGGCCGGGGGGUCUCAGAAGGGCUCCCCAGGAUGUGCACCCGCUCCUUCACAGCCCUGAGUGAGCCCCGCACACCAGGCCCCCCAGGCCUGACCACCACCCCCACCCCACCAGACAAACUGGGAGGCAAGCAGCGAGCUGCCUUCAAGUCAGGCAAGCGGGUGGGGAAGCCCUCACCCAAGGCUGCAUCCAGCCCCAGUAACCCGGCCGCCCUGCCUGUGGCCUCUGACAGCAGCCCCAUGGGCUCCAAGACCAAGGAAACAGACUCUCCUGGCACCCCCGGCAAAGACCAGCGCUCUAUGAUCCUUCGGUCCCGCACCAAAACCCAGGAGGUCUUCCACGCCAAGCGGCAGCGGCCCUCAGAAAGUCGGCUCCCCAACUGCCGCACCACCAAGAAGCUCCUCGCCAACAGCCACCUGCCCACCACAUUCAAGGUCUCUGGUAGCCUCCAGAAGGAAGGCAGGGCCAGCCCACGGGCGAGGGUCCCCAAGCCUGGUGCAGGUGGCAAGCUUUCUGACCGGCCCCUCCACACACUGAAGAGGAAGUCGGCCUUCAUGGCACCGGUUCCCACAAAGAAACGGCAUCUGGUCUUACGUAGCAGCAGCACUGGUGGCAGUGGGGUGGAUGUGAAUGAAGAGAGGGCUGAGGGCUCGCCCACCUUCUUCAAAAGGAUGUCUUCUCCCAAGAAGACCAAGCCCAGCAGGGGUAACAGUGAGUCCACUGUGAAGCCGCCUCCCCUGGAGACCCCGGACGCCUGCCUGAAGCUUGCCUCGCGAGCAGCCCUCCAAGGGGCCGUGAAGACCAAGGUGCUGCCACCCCGGAAAGGCCGGGGCCUGAAGCUGGAGGCCAUUGUGCAGAAGAUCACCUCACCCAGCCUCAAGAAGUUCGCAUGCAAAGCGCCAGGGGGCCCUCCCAGUCAUCCUCUGAACCCAUCCUUCCCUGAGAGGGACCGUGGGCUCAAGAGUGCUGGGGGCAGCCCAGCGGGGGCAGAAGAAGGCCUCAUAAAUACGGGUGCUGGGCAGAAGCUCCCAGCAGCUUCAGGACCUGAGCUGUUAUGCAGAAAUCCAACCAACAGAUCCUUAAAAGGCAAACUCAUGAACAGUAAGAAACUGUCUUCAACUGACUGUUUCAAAACUGAGGCCUUCACACCCCCCAAGGCCCUGCUCCCUGGGGGACCUGCCUUGGCACCUAAGAAGAGAAGCCGGAAAGGCAGGGCUGGAGCGCCCCUGGAGAAGCGGCCUCAUCUAGGCCCGAGUCUGCACCUGACUUCCCAGGACACACAGGGGGAUGGCGAGGACAGCUCUGGGGGAGGAGGCAAGAAGCCAAAGACAGAGGAACUGGGCCUGGCCUCCCAGCCCCCAGAGGGCCGGCCUUCCCAGCCCCAAACGAGGGCACAGAAGCAGCCAGGCCACGCCAGCUACAGCAGCUAUUCCAAGCGAAAGCGCCUCACGCGGGGCCGGGCCAAGAAUAGCACGUCCUCACCCUGUAAGGGGCGUGCCAAGCGGAGGAAGCAGCAGGUGCUGCCCCUGGAUCCCGCAGAACCUGAAAUCCGCCUCAAGUACAUUUCCUCAUGCAAGCAACUGCGGGCAGACAGCCGCACCCCGGCCUUCUCACCCUUCGUGCGGGUGGAGAAGCGAGAUGCGUUCACCACUGUAUGCACUGUCAUCAACUCCCCUGGGGAGGAGCCCAAGCUCCACAGGAAGCCUUUCUCCUCCACCUCCUCUUCCUCAUCCUCAUGCUCUUUCUCCCUGGACACACUCCCUGGAGGCUCUGUCCUGCAGCCACGGCCCUCCCUGCCCCUCUCCUCCACCAUGCACCUGGGGCCUGUGGUUUCUAAGGCCCUGAGUACCUCUUGCCUUGUUUGCUGCCUCUGCCAAAACCCAGCCAACUUCAAGGACCUCGGGGACUUGUGUGGGCCCUACUACCCUGAGCACUGCCUCCCCAAAAAGAAGCCAAAACUCAAGGAGAAGGUACGGCUGGAGAGCACCUGUGAGGAGGCCUCGCUGCCCCUCGAGAGAACACUCAGAGGCCUGGAGUGUCCAGCUGCCCCCGGGAAGCCCCCCAGGCCCGAGGGCCUGGCUGACCCAGCCAAGCAGGGCUCACUGCGCACCAGCACCCGGGGCCUGUCCCGGAGGCUGCAGAGUUGCUACUGCUGUGACGGUCGGGCAGAUGGUGGCGAGGAGGCAGCCCCAGUGGACAGGAGCCGCAGGCAUGAGUGCAGCAAGGAGCCACCUGCAGAGCCCAGCAGGGACCCCCAGGAGCACUGGGUGCACGAGGCCUGCGCUGUGUGGACGGGCGGGGUCUACCUGGUGGCCGGGAAGCUCUUUGGGCUGCAGGAGGCCAUGAAGGUGGCCAUGGACAUGACUUGUUCCAGCUGCCAAGAAGCCGGGGCCACCAUCGGGUGCUGUCACAAGGGGUGCAUCCACACCUACCAUUACCCAUGUGCCAGCGAUGCAGGUUGCAUUUUCAUCGAAGAGAACUUUUCUUUGAAAUGUCCCAAACAUAAGCGGCUGCCCUUGUAAUACAUCCCAACCGCCAGAGAAGCCUCCGGAGCCUGCCGCAGAAGAGGAGCCGCCUGCGCAGCUCCCGGGCCUUUGAGCUGCUCCCCGGCGCGGGUCCAGAGCCGAUCCUUGAUCCGGAUUCCGGGUCUUGGAUCUGGCCGCCUAGGGCAGAAACUCCGCGGUCCCGGGUUAGGAAGAAAACACGUUCCAGAGCCGCCUGCUCCAGGAACUGGACGACACUGGGCGUACCUGCCCAUAUUCCCGGGACUCUGUUUGGAGAGGGGGAACCUGCGGAGCUACCAGACUCCAUGGGGCACCCAGGCCCGGGCAGGGUGGGAGAAGCCUUUAGCCUCGGGGCACGAUUCUCGCCUGGAAGUUUCGAGAAGACAUGGCACACAUUCCACGUGGAUGUUGCCGCCAGCCCCGUCGGUCGAGGCCCGCAGCUAGCAUCCCGUGGGGUGGGGUAGGGUGGGGUCCAAAGGGCCCUGGAAGAGGCCGAGGGCGACUCCUGCCUCGUCGAACUUGGCGGUGGUUGGGGAGGGAGUCGAAGCCUUCCUGGAGAGGACUAGGCUGGCCAGGGACGAGGCCGAGGGCUUUGGAACAAAUCAUUUGGAUCGCGCCUGAACACCCUUCCCACCCAUCCUUUGCCAAAACUUUGGUGCGGUUUGACCAGAGCCAGGGGAGUGCGGGGCCUGGGCCCAUGUUCAGGGGAUGCAGGCUCCCCGGGUGUGGGCAGGACGGGGGGGGAUAUCCCUUUGGCUUCUGUUCGUCCCCUUCCCAGCUCUCGACCCCACCCCUGGAGUUCAGCCCGGGAGCUCAAAGGAAAGGAGUAGCGAACAGCGCACCUCCGGCGGUUACGUGAUUAUCCCUCUGCAGGGCCACCCCGUCAACGAGGACCGCAGCGCCCUCCCGGCACUGGGGCAGAGACAGCGCUAGAUUCGUGUACAAACCUGUGUACCCCUCUAUAUAUAUGUUACAUAGAAUGUAUAUAUGUUGGGAACAUGCUCGCUUCUCCCGUGUGUCGCUGCUGUGCGUCGUGCACCCCUCAGCACGGGGUAAUUGCCGGGUAGGGGUCUAUGGGCGAUGCCCCCCUUCCCCACGUAGCCACCACCGGCCCAGGCCACUCCCCUCCAGUUCGUCUGCCUGUCUGUCCGUGCCCUCAGCUCUGUCCACGCUUUGAUAGGCCUGAUGCAGCCCCCAGACCAGGCCACCCUAGCAACUUCCUGUACAUACGACUGUAAAAUGGUAAACGUGUGUAUUAUAUCUGGCCUCGUUAUAUAGUGUAUAUAUAUGUAUACAUAUACAUAUAUAUAAUAUAUAUGAAAGACUGUAAAUGUUAAGACUAGUGUUCUUAUUAGUAUAUUGCUUCACACUGAAGAUUGUGUGUAUCGAGCUGUUUCUAAAAGAUGUUUAUUUUCCUUAAGAGUAAAAAAACAGUCAUUGCAUUCAGAAAAAAAGUCAAUAAAGAUACAACGAUUGUUUUGGAA